UUUGGCUGGUCCGUUAAAACCUGUUAGCGUGAAAGAGCCAGUGAAGGAGAGGUGAGAGGCGAAGUUAAUGACGCUUUCCCCUUCAUUUAAGGAGGCGAACACAUCGAGGAGGCAACGUGCUGCCAGAGGAAGCGCUACGCUGUUGUUAUAUUUCUGAACGAGAAUCUGCUGCAACACGGGGAAGUGAUCGCGCCCGCUUAGCGCUCAACAGGAAAGCAAUCAUUUUACAAAUUAUUUUCUUAUUUGAGGUGGAGUGAGAGGAGGCGACCUUCCCUUUAUCAACUCAAAACGGACCUGCUCCAAUUCCGCUCUUCCUCGCCGUCCGACCGGGAUGAUUUAAUGUGCACCGUGAGACGUGCGCGACCAGCACGGUGUGGCGUUUUUUAACGGCGGCAGACCGGGGAGCUGAAACUUCCCCAGCGCCAGGGAGACCACACCGCUCCGCGCGGUCCGGAAAUGACAGGAGGAAGAAGAUACCUUUCAUGUACGCAAUACUUUUCCCUAGAAGGGCGACUGUAUCGAAAUCUCAGUUUAUACAAGCUUUAUUUUCCUAUUCAUGCCGGCCUGCACGUACGUUGUUAAUUUAUACUAUAAGCAUAUAAUAAUAUUUUGAAUGUAGAUUUUCUCGGUAAAUCUCAGCCUUCGUAUUGUGCUGCACGCGCGGCGCUUGGUUCCGCGGUGAACAUAUCCGGGCGCGUGGAAUAUUCUACUUCAUUUGGUUUAUCCGGAGGCUAUUUCUCGUACAGCAUAUAUGUAUCGACAGUUUUAUGUUUGGAUUUUUCCGCUUCGGUGGACAGCCGCUUGGUCCUGACAUGGCACUGAAAGCAACAAGCGACGGUGCGCUCUGUGAUACCAAGCAGCGACGUGCGCGGUUUGGGUAGGCUACCUAAACACAAUGCCUACCAGACGUACUUUUGAUUUCUUCUCGUUUUAAUGACUUUUGUCUCUCAAAGGAAUGGCCUCGGCGUUCCUGUGACUUCAUUCCCAGUCGCUUCACAUUUAUGCGCCGCGUGCCUCUCUCCUUGCGCGUGUCCACGGCGGUGUUUGCGGGAUCAUGACGGGUCUCGGCAUGGGGCUGAGCCCAUGCUCUCUGUGGGGCGCGCUCUGGGUGGCCAGCCUGGUGCGCGAGCUGGCCGUGGCGCAGGAGAUAUAUGCGCCCCACUCCAUCAGAGUUGAGGGAGAUUUGACUUUGGGCGGGCUUUUCCCCGUGCACGCCCGUGGUCCCCCUGGAGUCCCGUGCGGAGAUAUCCAGAAGGAGGUCGGGAUCCACCGGCUGGAGGCGAUGAUGUACGCGCUGGACCAGAUCAACAGCGACGAGGAGCUCCUGCCCAACAUCACAUUAGGCGCGCGGGUGCUGGAUACCUGCUCCAGGGACACCUAUGCGCUGGAACAGUCUCUCACCUUCGUCCAGGCGCUCAUCCAGAAAGACACUUCGGACGUGCGGUGCACGAACGGAGAACCGCCCGUGUUUGUCAAGCCGGAAAAAGUGGUUGGGGUGAUCGGAGCUUCGGCCAGUUCAGUGUCCAUCAUGGUAGCGAACAUUUUGCGACUAUUCCAAAUUCCCCAGGUCAGCUAUGGCUCGACGGCCCCUGAGCUGAGUGAUGAGCGGAGGUAUGACUUCUUCUCGCGGGUGGUGGCUCCGGACUCGUCGCAGGCCCAGGCCCUGCUGGCCGUGGUGCGGGCGCUGCGCUGGGGCUACGUCUCCACGCUGGCCUCCGAGGGCAGCUACGGGGAGAAGGGUGUGGAGGCCUUUACACAUGCCUGCCGCGAGGCCGGGGGAAUCUGCAUCGCUCAGUCCCUGAAGAUCCCCAGCGAUCGUCAGGAUGAGGACUUUGACAAGAUCAUCCGGCAGCUACUAGAAACACCCAACGCCCGCGCUGUCGUCAUCUUCGCCAGCGAUGAGGACAUCAGGGGGGUGCUGAACGCCAGCAGAAGGGCGGGCCGGGUGGGCCAUUUCCUGUGGAUGGGGUCGGACAGCUGGGGGGCCAAACUCUCCGCCGUGCAGCAGCUGGAGGAAGCCGCGCUGGGGGCCAUCACCAUCCUGCCCAAGAGGGCCACCAUCGAAGGGUUUGAUACAUACUUCACCACUCGUACGCUGGAGAAUAACCGCAGGAACGUUUGGUUUGCUGAGUACUGGGAGGAGAACUUCGACUGCAAGCUCAUGAGCUCCUCCAAGAAAGAGGACACCAGUCGCAAAUGCACAGGUCAGGAGCGUAUUGGUAUAGACUCGCGGUACGAGCAGGAGCAGAAGGUGCAGUUUGUGAUCGAUGCGGUGUACGCGGUGGCCCACGCGCUGCACAGCAUGCACAGGGAGCUGUGCCCUGAGCACUCCUCCGUCUGCCCUGCCAUGGAGCAGGCCGGGGGCAAGAGGCUGCUCUCCUACCUGCGCGCCGUCAGCUUCAACGGGAGCGCCGGGACGUCUGUGAUGUUCGACAGGAACGGCGACGCCCCCGGCCGCUACGACCUGUUCCAGUUCCAGAUCAGCAACAGCUCCUCAGGCUACAAGCUGAUUGGCCAGUGGGUGGACAUGCUGCACCUCAACGUGGAGGAGCUGCAGUGGCCGGAGGGCGAGCCCCCGGGCUCCGUGUGCAGCCUGCCCUGCCCGCCCGGGUUCCGUAAGAAGCGGGUGAAGGGCGCGGCCUGCUGCUGGCACUGCGAGGCGUGUGACGGGUACCAGUACCAGCACGACGAGACGUCCUGCCGGCUGUGCGCCUUCGACAUGCGGCCCUCGCCCAACCGCACGGGCUGCCAGCCCAUCCCCGUGCUGCAGCUGGAGUGGGGCUCGGCCUGGGCCGUGCUGCCGGUGCUGCUCGCCCUGCUGGGCAUCCUGGCCACCAUCGCCGUCACGGGCGCCUUCGUGCGGCACAACGACACGCCCAUCGUGCGCGCCUCGGGGCGGGAGCUCAGCUACCUGCUGCUGGCGGGCAUCUUCCUCUCCUACAUCAUCACCUUCCUGAUGAUCGCGGCGCCCAGCGUGGGCGUGUGCGCCUUCCGCCGCGUGUUCCUGGGCCUGGGCAUGUGCAUCAGCUACGCCGCGCUGCUCACCAAGACCAACCGCAUCUACCGCAUCUUCGAGCAGGGCAAGCGCGCGGUCACCGCGCCCCGCUUCAUCAGCCCCGCCUCCCAGCUGGCCAUCGCCUCCAGCCUCAUCUGCCUGCAGCUGGCGGGGGUGCUGGUGUGGCUGGGGGUGGACCCGCCCGGCGCCGUGGUGGACUACGACGAGCAGAAGACGCUGGACCCGCUGCUGGCCCGCGGCGUGCUCAAGUGUGACAUCACCGACCUGCAGAUCAUCUGCUCGCUGGGCUACAGCAUCCUGCUGAUGGUCACGUGCACCGUGUACGCCAUCAAGACGCGCGGCGUGCCCGAGAGCUUCAACGAGGCCAAGCCCAUCGGCUUCACCAUGUACACCACCUGCAUCGUCUGGCUGGCCUUCAUCCCCAUCUUCUUCGGCACCGCGCAGUCCGCAGAGAAGCUCUACAUCCAGACCAGCACGCUGACGGUGUCGAUGAGCCUGAGUGCGUGGGUGGCCCUGGGCCUGCUCUUCAUGCCCAAGGUGUACGUGAUGGUGUUCCGGCCGGAGCUCAACGUGCAGCGCAGGAAGCGCAGCUUCAAGGCCGUCGCCACGGCAGCCACCAUGUCCUCCCGCCUGUCGCACAAGACCGCCGCCCGGCCCAACGGGGAGGCCAAGACCCAGCUCUGCCCCAACCCCCCCAACCCCCCCAACACCGAGCCCGCCGGGGACGCCAAGCCCCAG
This is a messenger RNA of Conger conger (European conger), 3754 nucleotides long. RefSeq names its product metabotropic glutamate receptor 7-like. The transcript has 9 exons. The record is from RefSeq and is a predicted model, not a curated record. NCBI's taxonomy places the organism in Eukaryota, Metazoa, Chordata, Actinopteri, Anguilliformes, Congridae. The annotation marks the transcript as partial. Gene Ontology annotation, cellular component: membrane. Gene Ontology annotation, biological process: regulation of synaptic transmission, glutamatergic; G protein-coupled glutamate receptor signaling pathway. Gene Ontology annotation, molecular function: group III metabotropic glutamate receptor activity.